Molecule: messenger RNA, 901 nt
Organism: Trifolium pratense (red clover)
Lineage: Eukaryota; Viridiplantae; Streptophyta; Magnoliopsida; Fabales; Fabaceae
Product: N-terminal acetyltransferase A complex catalytic subunit NAA10
Exons: 2
Coding region: 116-670 (184 amino acids)
Biological process (GO): N-terminal peptidyl-glutamic acid acetylation
Cellular component (GO): NatA complex
Molecular function (GO): protein-N-terminal-glutamate acetyltransferase activity; protein N-terminal-serine acetyltransferase activity
Source: RefSeq, a predicted model, not a curated record
UAUGAAUGCAUAAACAGUAUCAUAUUCUCGAUUAACCAUUCCAGUCCAUUCCCAAAUCCUCUGAAUCGGAACCCUAACCCUAACCGUGAAACACCAAAUUCGAACUUCAACAACCAUGGUAUGCAUAAGAAAAGCCACCGUUAACGACCUACUCGCGAUGCAAGCGUGUAACCUCUUCUGUCUACCGGAAAAUUACCAGAUGAAGUAUUAUCUUUAUCAUAUCCUCUCUUGGCCGCAACUUCUUUACGUCGCAGAAGAUUACAAUGGACGUAUCGUCGGUUACGUUCUCGCUAAGAUGGAAGAGGAAACGAAUGAGUGUCAUGGUCAUAUCACUUCUCUUGCUGUUCUUCGUACUCAUAGGAAACUUGGUAUUGCUACUAAGCUUAUGACCGCAGCACAGAAUGCUAUGGAACAGGUGUUUGGUGCCGAGUACGUGUCACUACAUGUCAGGAAGAGCAACCGUGCAGCUUUUAAUUUGUACACUGAGACCUUGGGGUACAAGAUUCAUGAUGUGGAGGCCAAGUAUUAUGCUGAUGGGGAGGAUGCUUACGAUAUGAGGAAGCAACUCAAAGGGAAACAGUUGCAUCCACCACAGCAUCACCACCAUCACCAUCACCAUGGCGGCGGCUGUUGUUCUGGGGAAACCAAGGGGAAUGCAAAAGCCACCUGAUUGCGAGAGCAAUUUCCCCCCAAUUUUUUGCCUGUUUCUUGAUGUCAUUGUUGUGAAAACAAUUGGAACUUUGUUUACUUGUUUUAUAUUGACAAGAUGGUAAUAUGUGUCCGAAUAAUGCUUUGUUACUUGUUGUAGGCUCAUUUUGUUGUGUUCACUAUUUUGUCUUUUUACAAUGUGGAUUUUUACUUCUCUUUUUUGAAUGAAUGCACUCGUUUGUGGUUCAUGCCA